This is a messenger RNA of Phytophthora nicotianae INRA-310, 198 nucleotides long. RefSeq lists its product as hypothetical. Lineage: Eukaryota; Oomycota; Peronosporomycetes; Peronosporales; Peronosporaceae. The transcript is spliced from 2 exons. The record is from RefSeq and is a predicted model, not a curated record. The coding region runs from base 1 to 198 and encodes 65 amino acids.
AUGCCGCAGAGCCGUGAACUCGCUAACAAGAAGAACGACCACAAGGACCGCCAGUCACGUGGCCCUAUGGGCGCUGCUGCUGGACCCAAGAAAGGUGGUGCCGGUGCGCACAACUGGGGCGUGUCGACUGACGAGGAAGGCGCCAUUGCGGCCGUCGACCGCAACGACCCCAACUACGACAGCUCUGAGGAGAACUAG